AACUACCUUCUGGAUAAGAGAGAAAAAAGACAGACUGAAAAACCGAUUGCAAGAAAAGAAGGAGAAAAAAUGGUGACUCUACAGCUACUUCACAAGCCAUCUCUGCAUACUCUCUUCUCCAUUUCCUCACCACAACACUACCAGCAGCAGCCAUCUCCUCUACCUUUUCAUCACCGGCUCUGUAAUGUCCCCAGAGCUUCAGCAUCCUCCUCGCAGAAGGGUCCUUCUACCAGUCGCAGGCAGUUGAUUGCUGAGACAGCAGCAGCAGCAGCAGCGGUAACAGCAUCUGGUUUUUUGAUUGGUGGUGGAAAUAAGGCAUUUGCAGCAGCUGAAGAAGGCCUUUCGGAAUGGGAGAGAGUUUACUUGCCAAUCGACCCUGGUGUGGUUCUUUUGGACAUUGCUUUCGUCCCUAAUGACCCCUCUCACGGUUUCCUACUGGGGACUAGACAAACUAUUUUGGAGACAAAAGAUGGAGGAAACACAUGGGCACCACGUUCCAUACCCUCUGCUGAGGAGGAGGAUUUCAACUACAGAUUUAACUCCAUCAGCUUCAAAGGCAACGAAGGUUGGAUUGUUGGAAAACCAGCUAUCCUGUUGUACACUUCAGAUGCUGGAGAAAACUGGAAAAGAAUUCCAUUGAGUUCUCAACUACCUGGCGAUAUUGUAUACAUAAAAGCAACAGGAGAAAAGAGUGCAGAAAUGGUAACUGACGAAGGUGCAAUCUAUGUAACAUCAAACGGAGGGUACAAUUGGCGUGCUGCUGUACAGGAGACUGUUUCAGCUACUCUUAAUAGAACAGUAUCCAGUGGUAUUAGUGGUGCAAGCUACUAUACAGGCACGUUUAGUACGGUGAAUCGCUCCCCAGAAGGAAAUUAUGUUGCUGUUUCAAGCCGUGGCAACUUCUACUUGACUUGGCAACCAGGGCAGCCAUAUUGGCAGCCACAUAACAGGAAUAUUGCCAGAAGAAUACAAAGCAUGGGUUGGAGAGCAGAUGGUGGACUAUGGCUUCUGGUCCGUGGUGGGGGACUUUAUCUCAGCAAGGGUACAGGGAUAACUGAGGAGUUUGACGAAAUUCCAGUGCAGAGUCGUGGUUUUGGUAUUCUUGAUGUUGGGUACCGCUCUCAGGAUGAAGCCUGGGCUGCUGGUGGUAGUGGGAUUCUGUUGAAGACCACCAACAGUGGGAAGACAUGGGUUCGAGACAAAACAGCUGACAACAUUGCCGCCAAUCUGUAUUCAGUAAAGUUUAUUAAUGACAAACAGGGUUUCGUCUUAGGAAAUGAUGGAGUCUUGCUAAAGUAUCUCGGCUAAUUCAACCUCCUGAACACGCAAAAUGGAUGAUUGAAGCAUGUGCAGAUUGCCUUGCAGGAAUUUUAAAUGCUUGCUUUUCUGCAAUGCGGAAGUGGGGUUGAGGCUGGGUAUCUCCACAAGUGACUGCAAAAGUACAUACUUCAAAUUCAUUGAUAUGUAUUUGUGAUUUCAAAGAAACGCUUAUCAUAUGGCACUACAUUUUUGUCCUUUGAGUUUUACCUGCAAAAGAAGAGUCCUCAUUAUGCUGAAGGUUCUUUUUCCUUCUCCUGAUCAAGAGUUUAGACGUAGGGUAAUAUAGCUUGCUAUCCAGAUGAACCAACAGCCUCUUUCUUUGUAGAAAUUGAUCCAAGAUAUUGUGCACCAUGUUCCCAAAAAAGGUUAUCUGAUUAAAGCUUAGAGCUCA
Molecule: messenger RNA, 1711 nt
Organism: Coffea eugenioides
Lineage: Eukaryota; Viridiplantae; Streptophyta; Magnoliopsida; Gentianales; Rubiaceae
Product: photosystem II stability/assembly factor HCF136, chloroplastic
Exons: 9
Coding region: 70-1308 (412 amino acids)
Molecular function (GO): protein binding
Source: RefSeq, a predicted model, not a curated record